AGAGUGGGCGGGGCUUCUGUUUGGCCAGCUUGCUGCGGAAAGACGCCUGCUGUCCCGCGUCUCGGGGCGGGUUCUGGGCUCCUUGGGUUGGCGCCUGUGCCUGGUCCCCGAGGGCGCAGUCGCAGCGCUCCUGCCCGCCAGGCGUCUGCGAGUGCGCGACCCUGUGCGGCCGGAACCUGGGGCAACUCCGAGAGCGGUCCUUGGGGAGACGAGGGUUCCAGCCCUGCGGCUCCUACUGGGGCGUGCGCUGGUCGGAGGAUUGCUGGGCUCGUGGAAGAGAGACUGUACAUGAAAGCCCCAGCCACCCACCAAAUCAGAGAGAAAGAAUCCGUCUUCUUACGCCAUGGCAGGUAAGAAAGUACUCAUUGUCUAUGCGCACGAGGAACCCAGGUCUUUCAACGGAUCCUUGAAGAAUGUGGCUGUAGAUGAACUGAGCAGGCAGGGCUGCACGGUCACAGUGUCUGAUUUAUACGCCAUGAACUUUGAGCCGAGGGCCACAAGGAAAGAUAUCACUGCUGCUCUUUCUAAUCCUGAGGUUUUCAAUUAUGGAAUGGAAACCUACAAAGCCUACAAGCAAAGGUCUCUGGCUGGCGACAUCACUGAUGAGCAGAAAAAGGUUCGGGAGGCUGACCUAGUAAUAUUUCAGUUCCCGCUGUACUGGUUCAGCGUGCCGGCCAUCCUGAAGGGCUGGAUGGAUAGGGUGCUGUGCCGGGGCUUUGCCUUCGAUGUCCCAGGAUUCUACGAUUCCGGUUUGCUCCAGGGUAAACUAGCGCUCCUUUCCGUAACCACAGGAGGCACGGCCGAGAUGUACAUGAAGACAGGAGUCAAUGGGGAUUUUCGGUACUUCCUGUGGCCACUGCAGCACGGCACAUUACACUUCUGUGGAUUUAAAGUCCUUGCCCCUCAGAUCAGUUUUGCUCCUGAAAUUGCAUCCGAAGAAGAAAGAAAGGAGAUGGUGGCUGCAUGGUCCCAGAGGCUGCAGACCAUCUGGAAGGAGGAGCCCAUCCCCUGCACAGCCCACUGGUACUUCGGGCAAUAACUCUGUGGCACGUGGGCAUCCCGUAAGCAGCACACUAGGAGACCCAGGCGCAGGCAAAGAGAAGACGGUGCUGUCAUGAAAUAAAAUUACAACACAGCUACCUGGA
Messenger RNA from Rhinopithecus roxellana (golden snub-nosed monkey), 1145 nucleotides. RefSeq names its product N-ribosyldihydronicotinamide:quinone reductase 2 (gene NQO2). Gene Ontology annotation, cellular component: cytosol. The coding region runs from base 344 to 1039 and encodes 231 amino acids. The transcript is spliced from 7 exons. Gene Ontology annotation, molecular function: NAD(P)H dehydrogenase (quinone) activity. NCBI's taxonomy places the organism in Eukaryota, Metazoa, Chordata, Mammalia, Primates, Cercopithecidae. The record is from RefSeq and is a predicted model, not a curated record.